AUGGCCCGAAUCAAAUUCAUCGGCAUCCUGAAAGACAAAGCCUCAAUCCUCAAAGCGACUCUAUGCAUCAACGGCCGAGUCUCCGUACACCUCGCUGUCCUCCGCGCCACCACCCAUGACCCGUCAAGGCCGCCUUCAGAGACACGAAUCGCCUCCGUGCUCGCCCUAGGGCUUUCCUCCCGCCUCACUGCAUGCGCAUGCAUCGAGGCCCUCAUGGACCGACUCCACGUCACUCGGAGCGCCUUUGUUGCCCUAAAAUGCCUCCUCACAAUUCAUAACAUUAUAUCAAGAGGGUCUUUUAUUCUCAAAGACCAGCUUGCUUAUUACCCUUGUUUUGGGGGAUACAAUUUUUUGAAUCUCUCCAUGUUUUGUGACAAUUCCGAUUUGUGCAUGCUGGAAUAUUCAUCUUGGGUCAGAUGGUACGCCGGUGUGAUCGAGCAGAAUCUCAUGGUGUCUAGAGCAAUUGGGUAUUAUCUCAAUUCGACAAAAACCGAUGGUAAUAAAAGAGACAAGGAAGAGAAGGCACUUGCUCUUUUGGACUCGGAUUUGGCAAUGGAGAUUGAAGUGCUUGUGGAAUUUGUGGUACGAAUUUGCGACGCACCCGAUUCAUUAGAACUUCAGAAGAACAAUUUGGUAUACGAAGUGGUGAGAGCAGCGGGCGAAGAUUACAGGUCGAUUCAGCGUGAAAUUGUUGUCCGAGUCAAGGAAGUUGGAGAUAGAAUCGACUCAGUCGAGGGUUUGAGUUCGGAUGAGUUGACUCGGUUGAUUGACGCAUUGGAGAGGCUGGAGAGUUGCAAGGGGAAGUUGAUGCUAUUGUUUGUGAACAGGAAGAGGAAUGAUGGGUUGUGGGAGUUGGUGAAGGAGACGAAGGCUAGGCUUGUGGAGAUGCAGGAGAAGCGAGAGGAGAAGAGAGUGGUGGUUUUUAUGGGUAGGAACGAGUCAGCCGAGUCGACUCAAUGUUGGAACCCAUUUCUUGAACCAGGACAGUUGUUGCUGUUACCAUCUGGUGGUGCGUGGGUAGGCUUGGGACCGACACCAAUAGCCGUUUGAACAGCAGAUUAUCGUGUCUUGUCGGGUUUUUGUACAGUGGUAUGCAUCUAAUUGUAUGUGUGAAUUAUAUUAGCAUUUAUACAUAAGCGAUUACCAACUGUUAAUAAUACAUUAUGGAAUAUAAAUGUGAACCGAUGACUCAUCA
This is a messenger RNA of Pyrus x bretschneideri (Chinese white pear), 1195 nucleotides long. Its product is annotated as putative clathrin assembly protein At4g40080. The record is from RefSeq and is a predicted model, not a curated record. The transcript has a single exon. Gene Ontology annotation, molecular function: clathrin heavy chain binding; SNARE binding; 1-phosphatidylinositol binding. Bases 1 to 1050 code for a protein of 349 amino acids. Gene Ontology annotation, biological process: vesicle budding from membrane; clathrin-dependent endocytosis; clathrin coat assembly. NCBI's taxonomy places the organism in Eukaryota, Viridiplantae, Streptophyta, Magnoliopsida, Rosales, Rosaceae. Gene Ontology annotation, cellular component: clathrin-coated pit; clathrin-coated vesicle.